This is a messenger RNA of Acanthopagrus latus (yellowfin seabream), 969 nucleotides long. RefSeq lists its product as uncharacterized. The record is from RefSeq and is a predicted model, not a curated record. Lineage: Eukaryota; Metazoa; Chordata; Actinopteri; Spariformes; Sparidae. Bases 199 to 654 code for a protein of 151 amino acids. The transcript is spliced from 4 exons.
UGGAAGUUGGCUGAGAUUAAGCUAGCCAAAAAAUAAAUAAAUAAAAAAUGAAUCGAGGCACGAAGCGACACAAGGAGGGAGCGAAGAAAAGAGAGAGAAAUCUCCGAGAGCACUGUUGGCUGACGGUGAAAAAAUGCUGCAAACUGACUGACCCGUUUUUAAAAUCAAGUGCGGCUUCGGCUAGCAUUAGCGCUAAUAAUGCUAGCACUAAUGUUAGCGACACAGCUGAGCCAGCACACCUGGGAGGAGGACAGGACAGCAAGAGGAGGACGAAGAGUUAGACAUGGAAAACUGCGUGACGAAACCCAAUCCCCUACGGAGAUGAAAUCUACACAGACACCCUCGUCUGUUGUUUUUGGAAAAAGGCUGACCCAAAGCAAGGCGGGCCAACUCACCAGCCCUCCCAGCAGGAAGGUCCGUGCCUCCAUCCCCAAGCCUCCCUCUAAUCUCCCGGAAUCAGGGAAUACACCAAAGAGUGCGAGGCUACACUCAGAAAGCAAUCUGCCACUUCUAAAUAAACAUUUUAGGAUCCCGGUGUUAACAUCUCUCCUUGUGAAGUCUUUGAAGAUGAUUGUGGUACAGCAGAGGGAGAGCGGAGUUCAUGUUGGCGUGAGACACCAAAAGCCAGCGUUUGAAACUGUGUCCGUAAGUUAACCGAUGCAUCGCACUUAAGUUAUGUCGCGCACGUAACGCCAUCUUUUCCAAAACCCAACCAAUUGGGUUUUAAGGCUUUAAUUACUGUUGCAUUUUUACUUUUGUUUUAAUUCUAUAAGACAUUCCUGUAAUUAGAGGCUGGCUGAGCAAUUGUGAAGGUUUUAUAACCCCUCUGGGUUUCAAUUCAAUGAUUUUUUCACUCGUAAUUCAUUCAUUUUAGAAAAGAUGCGCUCAAAGAUGGCUUUCUGCUUUGCCAAUUCAGGAAUUAAUGAACGACUCAGAGUAGUCUGGUGUUGUUAUCAUAAUUCUUUCAUU